Malassezia sympodialis ATCC 42132 is the source of this 1641-nucleotide messenger RNA. RefSeq names its product Activator of Chs3-like protein. NCBI's taxonomy places the organism in Eukaryota, Fungi, Basidiomycota, Malasseziomycetes, Malasseziales, Malasseziaceae. The record is from RefSeq and is a predicted model, not a curated record. The transcript has 2 exons. Bases 1 to 1641 code for a protein of 546 amino acids. Gene Ontology annotation, molecular function: protein binding.
AUGGGCGACGCGUCUCCCUCCGCGGCUGAAACCCACCCCCCUGCAGACCUGUCGCCACAGAUGCCAAGCCAGCCGGGCCUGCGCCGCCCGGCGAGCCAGCAGCCCCUGCGGCCCAGCCACCACCUGCACGCGAGCUAUUCGUCGUACCCAUUCCAGCCGCUGAGCCCUCCGCCAGCUACAUCCGCUGCGUCGCCGCCACGCCCCCCGGCACGGUCGCCACCGCGGCCCAGCGCGUCGCCUGCCACGAACUCGGCCCAAGUGGCAUCGCCCGAGCCCGCUGCAGCGAGCCCCCCACGACUCGCGCCUGCCGAGGCCCCGCGUCCUGCGCCAACUGAGCUACCGCGCACUUCCGCAACGCUCCCCACGAUCCGCGUACCUCUCCCAGAUAUCGAGUCUCUCGAGGCCCAGAAAGACCGCGCAGAUCGGAGCGGCAGCGAGGUCGAUCAGCUGCGCUGGUCGGUGCAGCUGCUCAAGUGGGCCGAGCGGCAGCAGGCUAGUGGCGCUCCGCUGGAGGACCCUGUGCCGCGCUGGGUCGAGGAGGCGAUUGCGCAGAUUGUACAGAUUGCGUCGCACCCAACCCCGAGCGCCGAGGCGCUAUACGCGAGAGGCGAUCUGCUCGCCGGCGGCCACUUUCCCGCAUACGUGGCCAAGGAUCUGCGAUCUGCGUUCAGCGACUUUGAGCGCUCGGCGCGGAUGGGCUGGGCGCCCAGCUGGUUCCGUAUCGGGCGCGACUACGAGACGCUGGGCGAUAUUGCGCGUGCCAAGACGGCGUACGGGCGCGGCGUGCAGAUGGGCGAUGUCAGCUGCCUGUACCGCAUGGGCAUCGCCAAGGCACUGGGCCAGCUGGAGCUUCCGCAGGACCUCACGGAGGGUAUGUCGCUCCUGCAGAUGGCCGCGGACGCGGCGACGGUCGAUGCGCCGCAUCCUGCCUUCAUCUAUGGCCUGAUCCUGGCUGGCGAGCUGAGCCAUGUGCCGGUGCCGCUCGAGGCGUUCGCGGAUCCCACCAAUCCGGCGCCCACGCGCGAGUCGCUUGCGCCGCUUGCACGGCAGUACAUCGAGCGUGCGGCGUACCUGAACCUGGCAGCGGCCCAGUCCAAGUGCGGGUGGUGCUACGAGCAUGCGCAGCUGUCGUUCCCGUUCGACCCGCUGCUCAGUGUCCAGUACUACAGUGCCGCAAGCCAGGGCGGCGAGCCGGAGGCCGACAUGUCGCUGAGCAAGUGGUUCCUGUGUGGUGCCGAGGGGUGCUUUGACAAGAACGAGGAUCUCGCGUACACGUUUGCCGAGCGGGCCGCGCGGCACCACCUACCGACCGCCGAGUUUGCGAUGGGCUACUAUAAUGAGGUCGGUAUUGGCACGCCCGUGAACCUUGCGUCGGCACGCGAAUGGUACACGCAAGCGGCCGCGCAGGGCAACCAGGAUGCGAAAGAUCGGCUGGCGCGGCUGCAGGCAUCGCUGCAGAGCGCGGUCUCGCGUGCGCAGCACCAGCAGCAUCUCGACGAGCGUCUGUACUCUGCGCACCAACGUGCGCGCAAUGUGUCGGGCGAGUCGCAUGAGCGGGGCGACCUGGCGCGCAGCCGCACGAUGCUCAUGGCCCAGGCGACGACAUGGGCUACCAACCCAAGUCGGACAAGGACUGCGUAA